Oryzias latipes (Japanese medaka) is the source of this 4222-nucleotide messenger RNA. It is a transcript of the gene clspn, whose product is annotated as claspin. Gene Ontology annotation, molecular function: anaphase-promoting complex binding. Gene Ontology annotation, biological process: mitotic DNA replication checkpoint signaling; mitotic G2 DNA damage checkpoint signaling; activation of protein kinase activity. Lineage: Eukaryota; Metazoa; Chordata; Actinopteri; Beloniformes; Adrianichthyidae. The record is from RefSeq and is a predicted model, not a curated record.
ACCUCGCGAUAAAACCCAAGCGAACCAGCUGUCACGGCGCGCGAAAGCUCAAACCUUCGUGUUGGUUGUUGGAACAAGCGGGAGGAGAAGAACGGAGACACCGUCUGUGGUUGUGAAUGUUCCCUGAAAGAUUAAAAUAGUGGUUGUUGCUCGGAACUGCUUUUAUCCCGCGUCUGUAACGCGCGUAGCAGAUCGAAGCAGCCGAGUCCGAGCAGGUUUUUUUCGGUGAGAGGAGGCAGAGACUCAGACACUGACUGACCGGAGACAAAGAUGAGCCUGGUUCUGUCCCAACAACAAGCAGAGGAGCCAGCAGCAGCUGCUCCGGAGAGCGACUCGGACAGCGGGAUGGGUUCUCCGGCAGAUGAAGGGGAGGCAAAGACGGAAAGGAGGACGGACGACCCCCCAGACUCUGAUGAUGACAUCACGGCUCACAGAAAGCCUCGCCGUGUCGCCAUCAGAGACAGUGACAGCGAGGAGGAGGAAGCGGCAGAAAACGGCUUCCCUGUGGCAGAAGCUCAGCAGCUAUCCAGCGGCGAGGAGGAGCAGAGCAGCAGGAAAGGAGCGCAGAGGAGAGUUGCCCACCGGCUCACCGACAGCGAGGACGGCGAGUCGGAUGGAAGGGAGGAGUCGCAGCAGGCAGAGGCGAAGAACAGAGAGAAGAGCCGGAGGCGGCGUGAGAAACAGGAGAGGCGAAGUAACGCGGUGGAGAAGCUGAAGAGGAGGAGGUUUGGCGAUGAAAAUGAGGGUGGUGCUUUGCCGCGAUCGCUGAACGACAGCGGGUGUCCGUUGGGCGACACGGACCUGUUCGACACAGGGCUAAACGACGAAGAAGAGGAGGAGGAGGAAUCUUUGGACGCCAUCCGAGCUGCAGUCAAGCAGAAGAUGAAAAAGCAGGAGGAACGCCUUCUAAGUGAGGGGGAUGACGAUGACGAGGCAGCGGAGAAGCCCCACCGCGCGGAGAGGAAGGCGGCGAGGGCGAGCCGAGAGGCCAUGAAGCAGCUGCACAGCGAGUCGCAGCGCCUGAUCCGAGAGUCCUCUUUGGGUCUGCCAUACCACAUCCCAGAGCCCAAAAGCAUCCACGACUUCUACAGGAGAAAAGCCCGCCCCCAGGGUCCCGCAAUGGCACUGCUCAAAUCUUCAAAAUACUCUCAGAUGAUGUUGGAGACGCCGCCCGACGCUCCUCCCGUGAAGGAGUCCAGCCAACCAACUACAGAGCAGGAAACCCCUGCUUCCCUGGAGCCCUCAACCAAUCAGAUUGAGUCUUUGCCUGUGCCCUCAGCGACCUCGUCCCCGCAGCAAGAGAGAGAGAGAGCCCACGGAGAGAGUCUCUGUGGGCCAGACGGAGCUUCUGGAGGUUCUGAUCCGGAGCUGGAAUCGGGCCCGAUGCUUUAUCUGUCGGAGAGUCUGCAGGAGUCAGACGCAACGGAGAAACCUGUUUCUGACUGCGAGCGGGGAAGCCUGGCCCCGCCUCCAGAGGAAACCAGAACUGCUGCAGAGUCGGGCUCUGAGGUCCAGCAGCAAGAGGAGGCGGAGCCUCCUGCUCCUCUGCUCGUCAAAACCAGGAAGCUGAAAAGACUGAAGGAGCUGGGCCUGGACCCCCCGCCUGUGGCAAAGCUGUGCGCGGACGAGGGCGCUUUCGUUCAGCUGGAGCCCCCCCAACUCAACCCAGGCGUAGCGGCCCUGAAAGAACGCUACCUUCGUCACAUUCAACCCCCGGCGCACCCCCCCGGAGAGCGCACGCUCCAGCUCAACAUCGUGCGCAAAGACAGCGCCCCCUCAGGGCAGGAGGAACUGCGGUCCGAGACGCUCACGAUCACUGUCAAAGAUGGCGCCGAAGAGCCGGUCCCCGCCAAACCAGGAGAGAAGCUGCUGAGUCUAAAGCAGCGCCUGCAGCUCGCCAUGGCACAGCGGCGCAGGGAGGAGCGGGCCCGCAGGGCUGAGCUGCACCGCCUGGACAACGAAGACUGUGAGGAGGAGGAAGAGGAGGAGGACAUGACAGAUGAGUCGGAGGAAGAGGAGGGGUUGGAUGACUUGUUGGGCGGCGCUGAAGAAGAAGGCGAGGUGGCGCCUGUGUCCGACCUUGUCCACGCCGACGGCACCCUCAUGCUGUUUCCCGGCAGCUCGUGCUCUCGUACCGGCGACGGCGUCAGGAGAGCGCCGCCACCUGGGCCCGACAGCAGCAACAAGACUGAGGAGGAGGACUCCCUGUCCCUGGUGAAGGACAUGAGCCACAACAGCAGCUUCGAGCUGGCAGGAUCCAUGCUCACCUCCUACCAGCCCGUCAACAACCAGCGCGCCACCGGGAGAGCGGCAUUCGGCUCCGCCGCCUUCCGGUCGCCAUCGCCAUGCUUCUUCAGGCCCAACUUCCUUGGCUCGGCCUCGAAGAGUUCUGGAAAACUCUCGGAGCCGUCCCUCUGCCUCCCGGUGGAGGACUCUCAGGACCUGUAUGCCCCCCCAUCCCCCGGCGCAGACUCAGGCCAGCUGGCGGGGCCCUCCUCCAGUCGUGGAGUGGGCGGAGACUCGCAGGGGCGCUUCUCCCUGGAGGACGACGCCCAGUCCCAGCUUCUGGACGCAGACGGUUUCCUGAAUGUGGGGCCGAGGCCCGGGGUGGCCCCCUCCCUCAAGAGGUCGCUGGUGCUGGACAAUCUGGACGAGAACGCCAUGGACGGGAACAUGGGGGAGCUGCUGGGGCUGUGCUCAGGGGGGUUCGGCACGGGGGAGGAGAGCGCCUCAGGGCCGAGCGGCGGCCUCGGAGCCACGCAGGAGGACGAGCUGCUGGGGCUGUGCUCUGGGGCGUUCCCGCCAACACAGCAGGCGUCGGAGAACACCAUGAGCGAGCUCCUGGGGCUCUGCUCAGGAAAAUUCUCCAGUCCUGGUGAGUCUGCGAUGGAUCCAAACACCAGACCGGAGAUCCGUCCAGCUGCUUUCACUCCAGAGGUGAAAGCAUCAGAGGUGAAGAUGCAGGAGGAAGAGCAGGAGGAAGAGGAGGACUGCGAGUUCCACCUUCUAUCAGACAUCGACAGCGCUCAGGAGGAAGAGGACAGAGAAGAAGACAAGGAGGAAGAGGACGGAGACUCAAGCGACGCAGAGAACAACGAGGUGGAAGAGGAGGAGCUGCAGGGUUUGUUUGCUCCUCUGCGUGUCAAGAGGAGGAAGAAGAAGAAAAUGACUUUGAUGGACUACGUGGAGUCGGAGGCGGAGCUUUCGGGGAGCGACGUUGGUAGCGAAGACGAGGACGACGAGCGAGGAAGCGAGUAUGAGGAGGAGGAGUCCCUGGAGGAGCUGCCGUCUGACGAAGAGCUGCAGGACCAAGUCAACAAGAUCCACAUGAAGCAGGUUCUGGAUGAUGACAAGCGCCGCCUCAGGCUCUACCAGGAGCGGUACCUGGCUGAUGGGGACCUGCACUCUGACGGGCCGGGUCGGGCCCGCCGGUUCCGCUGGAAGAACAUGGAUGAAGGUUUUAACACAGAGAGGGGGGGACAUGAUGGCGAGGAAGGCGGUGAGGAAGAUGACGUGGACCCCGCCGAAGUCCAGAGGAGGAAGGAGCGACUGGAAAGGGAGCAGUGGCUCAGGGAGCAGUCCGAACAGAAGAAAGGCGGUCUGGAUGCCGACGACGAGAAGAUGGGAGACGAGGACAGUCGAUUCAUGAAGCUGGCCCGGAAGCUGACGGUCAGGACGCUGCAGAACAAAGCAGAACAGUCUGCGGCUCCUCUACCAGAGAAGAAGAGGAGCUCUGCUCUAAACCCGUUCCAAAACUCCCAGCAACCUCGGCAGGUGAGGAGGGGCUCGCUGCUCAGCCAGCCACAGUCCGUCCUGCAGAAACUGGCCUCCAUCUCGGAGACGAACCCCCUGGCUCCCAGAAACAGCCGCGGGUUCCUGUUUCAGACUCUGUCUCCCGAAAAGACCGCAGCAGCAGGCGACCCUCAGAAAAAGAUGGUGAAGAAGAGGAGCCAGGUGGAGGCCGUGAAGCCAUCUGCGAAGAGGCCGCGCACAGAUGAAAACGUCCUGAAAACAAAGAACUCUCAGAGGAGUAUUUUCAGCUUUCUGGACCACUGAAGUAGAGCGUGUCGGUCACAUGAUCAGUCACAUGAUCUGACUGUUCAGCUCCUCUACAUGAACUUAACCAAUGCAUUUCUAAUCCUGUAAAUAAACUAGAUUUUAUGAUCCUGUAUGAUGCUUAUGUUGUUUUACUGUGUAAAUAAAAGUGUAUUUUAACCCGUCA